ACUUUUGUCUUUUUAAUGAUUCUGACCUCCAAACUCUUUCCUCUUUCUUUAUGACACUGCAAGGUAGAGAAGUGAAUCAUUUGAUGGAAAUUGCACCACAGUGUGAAAUGGAUUUUGAAUGAUGCGAUUUUUUUUUUCCAGGUUCGGUGCAUACGUCAUUCUAUUCAUAUCUGUAAAACACAUGGAACAAAUUUGCAAGUGCAAGUGAAAGUAGUUCCAAAAUCUGUAGUCAGUGUACUCAAAUGUAACUUUUGGUCACUGUCACCUUUUAAUUUGAUUAUGUCCCCUAUCUUUACAUCUAUGGCAACAUCAUUAUAAGAAUUUAUAUACUUAUGAUCAUAUAUAAAUACAUGGUAAAUAAUAUCUAAUUGUCCAGUAUGUAAGAUCAAUGACAUCUAGAAUUAUAAUGAGUUAUUUUUGCACCCAACAGCAGUAAUUAAUGUUAACCUUAUUGCAACUUAUUGCACACAAACUCUCCCUCAGUCACAUCUGAUAGUAUUGCUUGACAGAGCCUGUUUCCAGAUGAAGGACGCUGCAUACCAAUAAUCAGAGAUGGAAAGAGUACUGAAAGUAAAACUAGUAAAAGUAGUAAAAAGAAGUAGCUUGUUUCAAAUUUGCUCCACUUUUUUAACAAGGUUGGGGCUCUUUCUCGUGUCGUGUAAAAAGGACAAGGUGACGCAAAUCUCACAUUAGUUGUUUUUUAUUUAAAGGCAAACCUUUUACAAAUUAAAGUGCUGACAAAUUAAAAUAUGUAAGUCAAAAUGGGUCACAGGACACAAAUGCUUUAACUUUUUUCCUUAAUUAGCACCAAUUCACCUGUCCUCAUCAUUCACUGCCAAAGUUUCUGGUGCAUUUUUGGUCCACGUGUCCAUGCUCUCCAGUGGUGGUGAGCUGUUCUUGCAUCUAGAGGUGGUGGAGAAAAGCAGAAUUGGAUGUUUCCAGCCUGAGAAGAGCGACAUAGAGCUGUACAUGGGCAGCACUGGAGAGAUCCCCUGCCCCGCACACAACUGUACCAACAACUCAGACGUCGCGUGGUACAAGGGAAACAUAUCAGUGUCUGAGCUCAGUAGAGAGACCUGUGUGGAGAACGGACACUUCCACCUGUGUCCAGUCAAAGGCAAAGUGGAUGAGGACGUUUACUUCUGUGAUCGAAAAGUCAUCGAGCGAGGGGUCACAUGGACCUUCAGGAGGGCCGUGAAUGUCAACGUUUUACCAAACAGGACAACACCGAAGCCUCCCAAUAUCAUUUAUCCUGAUGCCAACAGGACAGAGAAAGUAGAACUUGAUCAAUACCACCGUCUGACCUGUGAUGUAUGUUUCCAAUAUGAGAAAAACAUUUCAGCCAAGGUACAGUGGUACCUGAAUCACGGUGGCAACACAAAGCGAAGGACUCUGCUGGACAUGGAGAGCCCACUGCCCACACAGCCCAUACCUCAGGAAUACUGUAUCCGCCAGAGCCACAUCAUUAAAACAGUGACUUCUCAACAUUUGAACCACACAUAUACCUGCUUUGCCAGCAACACUGCUGGGAACGUCAGUGUCACACUCAAGCUUGAGGAGAGAGGUAAAGUAAAAUGGCCCUCACGAGUUGGGUAUCCCAUUGCAUUUUUGCUGCUGGCAGCAGGAAUGGCAAUCAUUUUGCAUAUGAAAUCGCUGGAACUACAGAUUAUGUACAGAUCCCACUUCCAAUUUGGAAACCAUGGAGAGAAACCGUUUGAUGUGCUGCUGUCGCACGUGUGGAGCGCGACAUCAGCGGAGAUGGAGACAGGUUGGACCCUUUCCUCUCCUUCAGGACCUGAGACUGAUAAGGAAGCGUGUCAACAAUGCAUGGACCUGACGAACACUGAGCUGGGGGAGGCCAACCAGAGACCACGAGUGAUGCUGCUGCACCAAGUAUUGGAGGAGCAGUGGGGGUAUCGGCUGUGUCUGCUGGACAGGGACGUUGUUCCGGGAGGAGCAUAUGCAAAUGAUGUUGUUGGUGCAAUACAGAGGAGCCAGAUGCUCAUCUGUCUCUUGUCAGCCGACUACCUCUGCAACAGCAACGCUCUGUUUGUCCUGGAAUCGGGAAUCCAGGCUUUGCUGCAAAAAUCAACUCCCAAACUCCUCCUGAUAUGGACCUGUAGGGACUCAGCGACACUGAUCCAGGAGGCCCCACUUCCGUCACUGGUCCAAAGGGCCUUGAAGGUUCUACCAAGUCUGAACUGGGCGACAGGAAAACCUACCAGAGCCUCCUGUGAUUUCUGGAGGUCUUUAAAGAAGGCCAUGCCCAAUCACAGAGUGAAGCUGGAAUCAAUCUUGUAGUAACGAUUACUGUUACCAAACAUUUACAUCUAUUUAUAGCGUGCUUAUUUAUUUGCAUUACCGUUCACAGAAACGUAAAGUGUCAACAUAAUCCCCAUGAUGGUCGGACACCAAAUCAUCAUGGAUCAUUUUCAAAUGAAGAAAAAUAAAAUGUAUAUCUUCGUAAUAAAAAUACACAUUACCUGUGUAAA
This is a messenger RNA of Solea solea (common sole), 2492 nucleotides long. Its product is annotated as interleukin-18 receptor accessory protein-like. Gene Ontology annotation, biological process: interleukin-18-mediated signaling pathway. The coding region runs from base 871 to 2301 and encodes 476 amino acids. The record is from RefSeq and is a predicted model, not a curated record. Lineage: Eukaryota; Metazoa; Chordata; Actinopteri; Pleuronectiformes; Soleidae. The transcript has 10 exons. Gene Ontology annotation, molecular function: interleukin-18 receptor activity.